AUGUCGGCAAAUCGACGAGGUUUGAGGGACCAUCGCAUUUCGAACCUACUAUUGAAUCUUGACGCGUCAGAUUGUGAAGGCAUUGACGAGGACGAGGAGGAUGAAGACCUGCAGGUGGAUAUGGCAGGUAUCAACGAAAACGUGGUACCCCGAGAAUCUGAAAGCGAGUGGGAAGAGUCUGAUGAAGAGCCCCUUUCCAAUGUUGCCCAUUCAUCUCGUACUUCUGCUUCUGGGUGA
Molecule: messenger RNA, 237 nt
Organism: Arctia plantaginis
Lineage: Eukaryota; Metazoa; Arthropoda; Insecta; Lepidoptera; Erebidae
Source: the annotation of a GenBank genome assembly